Molecule: messenger RNA, 279 nt
Organism: Gongylonema pulchrum
Lineage: Eukaryota; Metazoa; Nematoda; Chromadorea; Rhabditida; Gongylonematidae
Source: the annotation of a GenBank genome assembly
AUGCCACGAAGGAGGCUUUUGCUUCGCGGAGUCCCUACAAUCAUUGAUGAUCUCAGUGGGAAUGCGAACCAGCACCCGAAAAUGAAUCUACAAAAGGGUAGUAUGCUCAGUGAUGAGGCGAAGAAAGAACUGAAGGAGCUGUGGCAGCCGCUAGAGGAUGAAUUGCAACGGCUUUCUAAUGCGCAAGCCAGCAAUCCAGCUGAAGAGGAAAAAGCAGGGGAGGAGAUGCAGGACCAGAUCAAUGAGGUUUACUUUUGUUAUCGCUCAUCUAUUCUUUGA